Molecule: messenger RNA, 6173 nt
Organism: Siniperca chuatsi (mandarin fish)
Lineage: Eukaryota; Metazoa; Chordata; Actinopteri; Centrarchiformes; Sinipercidae
Product: NLR family CARD domain-containing protein 3-like
Exons: 9
Coding region: 1073-5167 (1364 amino acids)
Molecular function (GO): protein binding
Source: RefSeq, a predicted model, not a curated record
AGUGACGUCAGAAAUGCAUCUCACUUCCAAGCUCUGAAGUGAUGUUAAAUAUUGUACUCCUUGCCUGUGUGAUAGCAGCAAUUCCCUUGAAAUUAACUGAUUUUCCUCUGAAAUGUUGCUGUUUAAAAUGCUGGUGUGACCGGGCCAUAAAUCUGUGUUAAAUGUGGCUCGUACAAGUAAGAUCAAUCUCUCCUGCACCCAUUAAUGUUUCCAUGAAAAGUGACUGGUCAAAGGGAGAACCUCUUAACUUCAGUAAAGGAUAAUCGGGGUCAGAUAUUUUUGUAAUGUUGGUACUUUGAUAAAGAGUGAUUCAGAGACAAAGAGAAAAUAAAUCAUAAAUUCCAUUUUGAAGCUCAAAAGUAACAUUAAAGAUGUUUAAAAGUGUUUAGGUUUGGCAAAGUAAAAGCAUUUUAAAUCUGUUUUAAAGCCUGCUUGAAGAAGAAAGAUCCAUUUCCCCGGCACCCAGCAAUGUUUCCAUGAAAAGUGACUGGUCCAAGGGAGAACCUCUCAACUUCAGCAAAGGAGAACCGGGGUCAGAUAUUUUUGUAAUGUUGGUACUUUGAUACAGAGAGAUUCAGAGACAAUGAGAAAAUAAAUUGAAGAGAGAUUGACUAGUCAAAGCAGUAAAAUGAAUAUUGUAAUCCCCACCUUGAAGCUCAGCACUUGUCACAGAUGUUUAAAGUUUGUUAUUGUGAAAUCACUGAAAUCAGUCAAUGUGUUAAAGCCUGCUUGAACGCAAAAGACCAGUCUCUCCUGAAUCCAGCAACGGUCCCCAUGUUUCCCAGGAUGAUCCUCUCAACUUCUACUCUGAGCUAAGGUAGUAAAAACAACAUGUGCGUGCAUAUUGUUAACAGCUACAACAAAGAACAAGAUGAAGUAACGAUAUUAGAAACUAAGUAGAGCAAUGAAGCCUGAGAGAUGCAUUUCACCUCAUGCAUGAAUAAGGAUAUUCACCUUUGUCACAGUAAAUGUAUCUUUCUGUACUGACACAAACAUGUAAGAAAUGUUUUGUCUGUGUUGAAGCCCACCUCAGUCACAGAGACGAGCCUCGACUGUGUCCAGCAGUGCUUCCAUGGAAACUGACCACUUAAAGGGUGAGGUCGACUUCAGCAAAGGUUUAGAUAUCAGACACAAACUCACAGAAGACCUGAAGAAGACAAUCCUCAGUCAGCAUGAAGAAACACUGAAAAGACAUGAAACUGACACAGAACUCUACGAGAUAAAAGCUGGCAAAGACGAGAAAGAUAAAGCACAAGCCUAUGAUGCAUUAUUUCAUAACAGGGAAGUGCAAACAGUGCUAAUGAAGGGAGUUGCUGAUGUUGGUAAAACAUUUCAAACGAGGAUGUUCAUGGUAGACUGGGCCAAUGGAAAAUCCAACAAAAAGAUAGACUUGAUAGUUUCAUUUGAUUUCAGCGAGCUGAAUUCAAGAAGAAACGAAGUUCAAAGCAUGAAAGAUCUGCUUUGUCAUUCCCUCAAUCACAAUAAACACAGAAAAGCUUGCAAGUACGACGAGUGGAAAGUAGCUAUUAUCCUUGAUGGCUUGGAAAAAUGUAAACUUCCUCUAGAUUUUGAAAAGAACAAGGACCUGACCGAUAUGGACGAGGCAGCCUCGAUGGAUGUGCUGCUAACAAACCUCAUCAAGAAAAAAUUACUUCCCUCUGCUCUUCUCUGGAUCAUCUCUCAACCUUCAGGAGUUGAUAAGAUUCCUUCUGAAUAUAUUCAGAAAGAGACAGAAUGUCGAGAGACCGUGAAGCGCCGGCAGAAGCUGAUAUCAACCCUAAGAAAAAGAUUUCUUGAAGAAAGCACUCAAGAUGAAGACAUAAAUCAUCCUAAUCAGAAAAACACAGAACACAUCAUUAAAGAAAACAGAAGUGGUGAGGUCAGUGCUGAAGAGAAAAAUGCACGUGCUGUGGUGAAAUCAGUGCCACGAGUGAAUGCAAUAUCUGACAUCUUCAAAGACACGGAAGGACAAACAAUCAGAACUGUGCUGACUACUGGAGAAGCUGGUAUUGGAAAAUCCUUCCAUGUGCAGAAAUUCAUAAAAGAGUGGGCUAAAAAUUACAAGAAGUCAUCUUUUAAUAUCUGGUUUUGGAAAGCCAAAGCUGAUGAAAACAUUAUAUUUCCACUUAACAUCUCUAAGCUUAAUUCAACAAAAGAGAAAAAUGUCAGUUUGGUGGGACUUCUUAAUCAUUUCUUCAAGGAAACUAAUACAUUUGUAAUCUCUAACUUUGAACAGUUCAAAGUUUUAUUUGUCCUGGACGGAUUAGAUGCUUAUCAAGGUUGUCUUGACACCAAAGACACCUUGACUGAUGUCAGAGAGCCAGCUUCAGUGGAUGUGCUACUGACAAACCUCAUCAGAGGAAACCUUCUUCCUUCUGCCCGGCUCUGGAUAACCUCCCGAUGGAAGUUGCUUGAUACAUGGGUCGACAGGACGACAGAAAUACGAUGUAAGCCUGAUGUUGCAAGUCAACAGAAACUCAAAUCUCAGUUGAAGGAGCAAUUUACCCAUGUGUCUGAGGGGAUCGAUAUGCAGAAAACCUCUGCUCUUCUGAAUGAGAUCUACACAGAUCUCUACAUCAUAGAGGGGGAGAGGGGAGAGGUCAAUGUUCAGCAUGAGGCCAGACAAGUUCAAGAUGCAAAGUUCAAACCAGUGAGACAAGAAACAUCGAUUAAAUAUCAUGACAUCUUCAAACCUGCACCUGGAGAAAAUAACCCCAUUCGAACUGUGCUAACGAUCGGAGUGGCAGGCAUUGGAAAGACAUUUGCUUCAAAGAAGUACAUGCUGGACUGGGCUGAGGGUACGGCCAAUGGGGACAUAUUUUAUAUUUUUCCACUUUCUUUCCGGGAGCUGAAUUUGAAAAAAGCGCAAGAACACAGCUUGGAGGAUCUUAUUAAUGAUUUUUGUCCGGGCAUGAAGACAUCAGAAAUUAAUGACUAUGACAAGUAUAGAAUUCUGAUUGUCCUGGAUGGUCUUGAUGAAUGUCGCCUUGACCUUGACUUCAAUGAGGUUAACUAUUGGAGUGAUGUGAGAAAGCCAACUUCAGUGAAUGUUUUGCUGACAAGCCUCAUCCAAGGAAAGCUGCUUUCUGAAGCUCAAAUCUGGAUCACCUCCCGACCUGCAGCAUCCAACCAUAUCCCUCCUGAUAAAGUGGACCGGGUUACAGAGGUGCGAGGAUUUAAUGAUGAGCAGAAGGAGGAGUACUUCAGGAAGAGAUUCAGCGAUAAGGAUUUGGCUGAGAAAAUCUUGUCACAUGUCAAGAAAUCAAGGAGCCUUUAUAUCAUGUGUCACAUCCCUGUCUUCUGUUGGAUCACGGCAAAAGUUCUGGAAGACUUUGUGACCAGAAACCAAGAAGGUAUGAUGCCCAAGACUCUGACUGACAUGUACAUAUACUUCCUUGUGUUGCAAUGCAGACAGGCUAUUGUGAAGUAUGGUAGAGAUGAGACAGGUGAGAGUUCUGAGACAGAUUCAUGCUGGGAAACAAGUAACAAGGAAACAAUCAUAUCUCUGGGGAAACUGGCUUUUGAGGCGUUAGAGGAAGGAAACCUCCUCUUCACCGAAGAAAACUUGACAGAGUAUGGUGUUGACAUCACAAAAACUGCAGUCUUCUCAGGAUUAUUCACUCAAAUCAAGAAAGAAAGCUGUGUGCUGUCCCACAAAUUGUUCUGCUUUGUCCAUCUAAGCAUUCAAGAGUUCCUGGCAGCUUUUUAUGUCUUUCACACAUUCAAUAACAAAGGUGAAAAUCUACUUACCAGGCCCACUUCAACAGUUGCAGACUUGCCUGCAUCAGACUUCUACAAAACAGCAGUGAACAAGGCUUUAGAUAGCAAAAAUGGAGACUGGGAUCUGUUUCUCCGCUUCCUGCUAGGCCUCUCUCUGGAGACUAAUCACAAUCUACUGCAAGAGCUGCUGAAGAAGACAGAAAACAACAAGGAGACCAACAAGGAAACAAUUGAGUACAUCAAAGAAAAGAUUAGGGAAGACAACAGUGAUGCUGAUAAAAAUCUAAAUCUUUUCCACUGUCUGAAUGAGCUGAAUGACCAGUCUCUUGUGGACGAAGUCAAAAAGUACCUGCACUCAGAAAAACUCACAUAUGAAAAUUUCUCUGCCUCCCAGUGGUCAGCUUUGACUUUUGUGCUGCUGACAUCAGAUGAGAAGCUUGAUGUGUUUGAUCUGAAAAAGUACCUGAAAUCAGAGAAAGUUCUUCUAGGAAUGCUGCCGGUGGUCAAAGUCUCCAAAACUGCUUUGCUGAGCUGGUGUGAUCUCCAUGAAGAAUCCUGCAGAGGUCUGUCGUCCUCAGUCCUCAGCUCCGCAUCCUCUAAUCUCACAGAGCUAGACCUCAGUCAUAACGACCUGAAGGAUUCAGGUGUGCAGAUACUUGCUGAAGGCCUAAAGAGUAUACACUGUAAACUGGAGAUUCUCAAAUUGUCAGGUUGUCAGGUGACAGAGAAAGGCUGCUCAUUCCUGGCCUCAGCUCUCAAUUCCAAAACGGCCCUGAAACAGCUGGAUCUGAGUUACAAUCACCCGGGAACCAAUGGGGUGGCAAUACUCUCUAAAAUCGCUACGGAUCCAAAUAUGAACCUGAAGACACUCUGUUUGGACCAUGGUGGAGGGCAUCGGUUAAAGACGGGGCUGAAGAAGUAUGGUGCAGAUCUGAAGCUUGAUGAAAACACAGCAAGCAGGAGGCUUGUUCUGUCUGAAGGGAACAGGAAAGUAAAAACUGUAAAGAAGGUGAAGGAGAAGGUGCCACGGCCUGAACACAAGGACAGAUUUAAGAGGACUCAGGUGUGCUGUGAGGAGGGCCUGAAAGGCCUCUGCUACUGGGAGGUGGAGUGGAAAGGGAUGGUCGGCAUUGCAGUGUUAUAUAGAACAGUAGGCAGAAAAUGGGACAGAAAUAGUGGUCUAGGAUGCAAUGAGAUGUCCUGGAGUCUGCUGUGCUCAAGGACUGGAUAUACCGCCAUACAUGGGAAGACAUCCAAAGAUGUUGAAGUGUCCCCUUGCCAAAAAAUAGCAGUGUUUUUGGAUUGGGAAGGUGGCACUCUGACUUAUUUCAGUGUCAAAUCAGGAGAGCUGAGCCUCAUACACACCUUCCAUGCCAAAUUCACAGAACCCCUCUUCCCAGGCUUUUGGUUUAAGAAAGGCUCUGUGAAUUUGUGUGAGAUAGACUGAACCCCUCUGCAAUGGGGAAAUGUGUAAUGUGGUGAUCACUUGAAGCUCCACUUAACAAUUUGAUAGAUUAGCAGAAGCUUACCUGCAUAAUUUCAAUACCAUGUGAAACAUUACCAUAUCAUGCUGUUUUUACCUGUUCAUACUCUAAGUCAAUGUAACAUUGUGAAGGAAGAAAUGGAGCGAAAGAAAUCCCAUGUUGUUAAAUUACUGAUGUAAUGAAGAAAACAAAAACAGAGUUUUGUAAAUCUAAAUAUACAUUUUACCUGUUUCUCAUUUGUCCCACAACAUGUUGUCAAAUUAUCUGUGCAUGGAGAAUAUUUACAUCCUUGUAAACAUUUAGUUUUCUGCAAAUAUGUUUACUGUAUAUAUAGUUGAGUAUAUUCAGUAUUAGUAGUAAGUCAUUCUCAUACUGCAGAGGACAAUGAUUUAAAUAGUCUACUCUGUGGCAAGUUGUUUUUGUGAGCUGAUAAAAAUUGCUAUAAAAAUUGUUCAUACCCUUAAUGUUUAUUACUUUAUUAAUUUGAUUAUUAACUUGAUGAAAAUGUUAAGGAGUUCCUUAAACUCGUCAGAGGAGAAGUGACUAACAUGCUCCAGAUCUGAGCAUAUAUACAGACAGGAGCAAAUGUUCAGCAUGUGGUCAGCUUUACUCCUGUCUGCUGGAGUAUAUUUGUUCCAAGUAAAUUAGUCUGCUGUAAAUGUAUUUCAUGUUAAAAUGUGUAAAUGUGACUUGGAUUGUAAAGUCUGGAGAACCACUGCACUACUGCCAUAAUAUGUUAUCACAAUUUUAUUUUGAUUAAUGUAGGACAUGGAUGCAAAACGCACCCACUAGUGGACACUGGUGCACAUAAAAAUGAUGUAUUAUAUGUAUUAAAUGCAUUUUAUACUUAUGGUAACUAAUGAGAUUCUGAUGUAAACAUACGGAAGAAGUAGCUGGUUUCUGUCAUUUAUGUUAUGUCUGUAAAGUGCCCUGAUGGAAUAAAUAAAGCUUCUUUUCUGAGUCUCUCUA